This is a messenger RNA of Knipowitschia caucasica, 300 nucleotides long. The record is from the annotation of a GenBank genome assembly. NCBI's taxonomy places the organism in Eukaryota, Metazoa, Chordata, Actinopteri, Gobiiformes, Gobiidae.
AUGGUUUGGGAAAAUAAAAUGAUCACAUAUGACGACCCCGACGAGGAGGAGGAAGAGGCUGAAGCGGAGGAAGAAGAAGAGGAAGAAGAAGAGGAGGAUCUGGUGGACCCUCUGGAGGUGAUUCGGGCCAAAUGCGAGGAGACGGAGCACUGUGUCCACUACAAGGAGAAGCUGGAGAAGUGCGAGGAGCGGGUCGGGUCGCGGUCCAGCACCGAGGAGGAGUGUACGGAAGAACUGUUCGACUUCCUGCACGCACGGGACCACUGCGUCGCACACAAGAUUUUCCACAAAGUCAAAUGA